UCUGUGAUGACGUGUCAAGAAAGUGCCGGAAGCUCUCAGUCAGUCCAAAAUGGCUUACCAGACUAUACAACAGGAGUAUCUACAGAUUCCUGUUGUUACCAGGGCUUAUACCACCGCCUGUGUCCUCACCACCGCUGCUGUGCAACUAGAGAUCAUCACACCAUUUCAACUUUACUUCAACCCAGAUUUGAUUCUAAGGAAUUACCAGGUAUGGAGACUAAUAACCAACUUCCUGUUUUUCGGUCCAGUUGGCUUCAACUUCCUGUUCAAUAUGAUUUUUUUGUACAGAUACUGUCGUAUGCUGGAGGAGGGAUCCUUCAGAGGACGGACGGCUGACUUUGUCUUCAUGUUCCUGUUUGGUGGUUUACUGAUGACCAUAUUCGGCACGUUUGUGAGUCUGGUGUUCCUGGGUCAGGCCUUCACCAUCAUGCUGGUCUACGUGUGGAGUCGAAGAAACCCGAAUGUGCGCAUGAACUUCUUCGGCCUGCUGAACUUCCAGGCUCCCUUCCUGCCCUGGGUGCUGAUGGGGUUCUCUCUCCUGCUGGGUAACUCCAUCAUCGUGGAUCUUUUAGGUAUCGCUGUCGGUCACGUGUACUUCUUUCUGGAGGACGUUUUUCCAAACCAGCCGGGAGGAGGAAGGUGGCUGAAGACCCCGUCGAUCAUAAAGAUGCUCUUUGACACCCCGGAGGAAGAUGCAAACUACAACCCCCUCCCCGAGGAGCGUCCUGGAGGGUUCGCCUGGGGAGAGGGCCAGCGCCUCGGAGGCUAAGUGAACCCCUCAUCGAACACUUCCAUGGACACUCCCUCUGUGUGAUGAAGGGGACAAACUUAGUCUCUGUUUUUGACGUGUUUGUUUAAUUCUGGAUGGAGAACGCCAAAUACCCAGAACCGGUCUGGAGAGGACCGCCUGUCAUCUUUUUAUUCGGGCUUCAAUCAUCCUCGGAUGCUCUUCUUCACGCUGGAUUGUCGCUCUGAGACUUUAUGAGAGAAACUUUUAGGGUGGAGCUGUAGACGGUGGGGAUGUGUGACUUCAUCUCAGAUUUAAGGAAAAAAAAGUUAUUGAUAAAAAAACAGCUGUCACGUGAAAAAGGAAAGAACGACAGGAGUAAAUUAUUCAGAAUGAUUCAGAUGGAAAGUGCUUUUUCUUUUUCAUUUCACUUUUUAAAAAAAAUAAAUGUGUGUGUGGCAAAUAGUGCUGUGAUUCCUCUUUGAAGUGACGUAGGACUGCAUUAAACCAAAGAUAAGACGACUUGAUUUAUAGAAACAUGAAGGAUCGAGUUCACUGUAGCCUAAAUAUAGAGAUUGUGAUGUUUGUUUGUAGGUUUGAUUUCAUUUUCACAUCUGUACUCUUUUUUUUUUUUAAUUUCAUUGACACAAACAGCCUCAUGAUGUUUGUUUUAUUUCAUAGAUUUGACACACUCAAGCACUUUUCUCAUUUUUAAGUUGCCAUAUGAUCCUGGUUUCUGAUUCAGCAGCACAUCUGGAGGGAGAUGUUACCGCUCGCUUGCCCAUGCUUUUGUUUUUUUUGGAGACUGAAUUUGAAAACGGGGAUAAGCAGCUAUGUGGAUUUUUUGCUUACGCUGGGAAACAAAUCCUCAUCAGCCUUAAUUUGUUGUUUCUAAUAAUGUGUUAAUGUUGUCCGGCUGUGAUGAAGUCAAAAUAAUCUUUGAAUUACA
Molecule: messenger RNA, 1676 nt
Organism: Notolabrus celidotus (New Zealand spotty)
Lineage: Eukaryota; Metazoa; Chordata; Actinopteri; Labriformes; Labridae
Gene: derl2
Product: derlin 2
Exons: 7
Coding region: 50-769 (239 amino acids)
Biological process (GO): endoplasmic reticulum unfolded protein response
Cellular component (GO): endoplasmic reticulum membrane; Hrd1p ubiquitin ligase ERAD-L complex
Molecular function (GO): misfolded protein binding; ubiquitin-specific protease binding
Source: RefSeq, a predicted model, not a curated record